UCGGCGCACGCCGCGCAGCACAGGGGCGGGCUCAUGGAGGACGCGCCCAGCAACACGCUGGUGGUCCGCAUCGGGAUCCCAGACCUGCAGCAGACGAAAUGCAUGAAGUUUAACGUGGAGGCUCCCAUCUGGCUGUCGAAGCAGCGUAUCCUGUGCACGCUGAACCAGAGUCUGAAGGAUGUGCUGAACUACGGCCUGUUCCAGCCCGCGCACAACGGCAAAGCCGGCAAGUUCCUGGAUGAGGAGCGGAUGCUGAGGGACUACCCCCUGCCCUCCCUUAAACCCCUACCAUACCUGGAGUUUCGCUACAAGAGGCGUGUUUACACUCAGGCACACGUGGACGACAAACAACUUGCCAAACUACACACCAAGGCAAACCUGAAGAAGUUCAUGGAGUGUGUGCAGCAGAGGAACCUUGAGAAGGUCUCCAAGUUCCUGGAGCGAGGGCUCGACCCAAACUACCAUGACCCAGAGUCAGGAGAGUGUCCCCUGAGCAUGGCGGCUCAGCUGGAGGGCUGUGCGGAGCUGAUGAAGAUGCUGAAGAGCGGAGGAGCACACCUGGACUACCGCACCAAAGAGGGCGUCACCGCGCUGCACAAGGCAGUCCGCACCAAGAACCACACCGCUCUCAUAACGCUGCUGGAUCUGGGUGCGUCUCCGGACUACAAGGACAGCCGGGGCCUGACGGCGCUGUACCACUCUGCCAUGGUGGGAGGGGACCCCUACUGCUGCGAGCUGCUGCUGCACGACCACGCGCAGCUCGGAUGCGUCGACGAGAACGGCUGGCAGGAGAUACACCAGGCCUGUCGCCAUGGCCACGUGCAGCACCUGGAGCACCUGCUGUUCUACGGAGCUGACAUGAGUGCCCAGAACGCCUCGGGGAACACUGCCCUUCACAUCUGCGCCCUCUACAACCAGGAUAGCUGUGCCAGAGUUCUACUCUUCCGAGGAUGCAACAAGGAGGUCAAGAACUACAACAGCCAAUCUGCAUUCCAGGUGGCGAUCAUUGCUGGAAAUUUUGAUCUAGCGGAAAUAAUUAAGAAUCACAAAGCAUCAGAUGUUGUGCCUUUCAGGGAAACCCCUUCGUACACCAACCGGCGUCGCGUGGCGGGCACCCUGACCUCCCCACGCUCGCUACUCUCCCGCUCCGCCUCCGACAACAACCUGAACGGGGAUGGCGGUGGUGGUGGUGGAGGUGGUGGUGGUGGCGGCGGAGGACGGCCCUCCCACUCCCCCGUGCCCUCCCUGCGCAGCUUGCCGCCCCUGGCCCAACCUGGCGGCGGUCACCACCACCACCACCCCCACCACCAACUAUCGGGGGACAGGGGGGACAGGGACCACCCCUCGGCCGACGGUAGCCUCCAAAGCACCGGCAGCUCCCGAUCCUCACACACGCACACGCACUCGGGCUCGGCCCACGCGCGCUCGCCCUCCCUGCAGCGCGUCUCUGAGGAGCCCGACAGCAAGCACGCGCUGCGCCGGCACCCGCACGGGCACAGUCGUGGACGCCUCAGCCCCGGGUCGGUUCAGCGGGACCCCAGCCCUCCUCCGCCGCCAGCCCCCGCCCCUCCCUCCGGGGCGCGCGGCCCCAAACGGAAACUUUACAGCGCCGUGCCGGGACGUACGUUCAUCGUGGUCAAGCCCUAUGCGCCGCAGGGGGACGGCGAGAUACAGCUCAACCGCGGAGAGAGAGUCAAAGAUUAUGAUGAUAAUGGUGUGCAAGUGCUGAGCAUUGGAGAGGGGGGCUUCUGGGAGGGGACGGUGAAGGGAAGAACUGGAUGGUUCCCCGCCGACUGUGUGGAGGAGGUUCAGAUGAGACAGUACGACCCGCGACUAGAGACCAGAGAGGAUCGCACCAAGAGGCUGUUUAGACACUACACUGUUGGAUCUUAUGACAACUUCACCUCGUACAGUGACUAUGUGAUCGAGGAGAAAGAUGCCGUGCUCAAGAAGAAGGAGAGCGAAGGCUUCGGCUUCGUGCUGAGAGGAGCCAAAGCUGAGACCCCCAUCGAGGAGUUCUCCCCCACCCCUGCCUUCCCUGCCUUACAGUAUCUGGAGUCAGUGGAUGUGGAGGGCGUGGCCUGGAGGGCGGGGCUUCGCACCGGAGACUUCCUGAUCGAGGUGAACGGGGUGAAUGUGGUGAAGGUGGGCCACAAGCAGGUGGUGUCUCUGAUCCGCCAGGGAGGCAACAACCUGCUCAUGAAGGUGGUGUCAGUCAGCCGCAAGGCCGAGAGCGAGGUGGAGGUGGUACGCAAGAAAGCGCCCCCACCCCCUAAGCGAGCCCCCAGCACCACUCUCACCCUGCGCUCCAAAAGCAUGACCGCUGAACUGGAGGAACUGGCCUCGGCUAGGAGGAGGAGAGGAGAAAGGCUGGAUGAGAUGUUGGCUUCUCAGGAGGGCGAGUACCGCACGGCCACCGUCAAGCAGAGACCCACCAGCCGCCGCAUCACACCAGCAGAGAUUAGUUCCCUUUUCGAGCGGCAAGGUUUGGCUCUGCACGGAGCGCUGCACCCCGGCUUGGACCGACACAUCCAGCUGUCUAAAGCAAUGCCACGCACCAAGAGCUUUGGGGCGACAGAGGAGGACCGGUUGACAGCACUGGCGGCGGAGCAUCGUUUCCCCCGAAGCUCCUCCAUGACGGACUCGCUGAGGGACCCGCACGCCGCCCACCACGGGGGCAUGAUCCCUCCCCCUCCCCAGACCGCCCCUCCUCCCCCUCCCCCGUCCUCGCUCUACUACCUGGACACGGGUCCGCCCCCGGCCUUCUGCCCGCCCCCUCCACCCAGCCGCCUCCACGAACUCUCUCGCUCCAGCUACCGGCCCGGCUCCGAGCCGCGCCUGCACGCCAUCUCCAGCGCCGCCGCCGCCGCUGCUGCCGGUUACCACGGCGGCCCUACGCCCACCUUCUCGCGCUCGUCCACGUCGCCGGGGCCGCCCUUACACCACCACCCGGCGGCCUCGCACCCCGAGCGGCAGAAGAAGGCCCACUCCAUGAUCCUGCUGCAGGACUCCUCGGGCUCCCUGGGGGGCCACCUGCCAUCCAUGGAGCCCCAGGCUGACAUGCCCCGCCCCUCCAUGGCCUCCUCCUCCCAGGGACCGCCCCCGGAGAGGCUGAAGCGGAAGGGUGGCGGCGGCGGGCGCGUGAUUGACAACCCCUACGCCAACGUGGGCCAGUUCAGCCUGGGCAUGUUCACACCUCCCGCACCCUCCAAGCCCCAGCGCAGGAAAAGUCCGCUCGUCAAGCAGCUGCAGGUGGAGGACUCGAUCCAGGAGCGUGCGUCUCUGAUGCUGGGCACGGUGCACGGGCACCACCGGGAGCUGUCCCCCACGGGCAGACUGGCAUCGCACCACCACACCAGCCACACCAGCCGCAUGGAGUUCUACCAGCAGCAGCUCGCCGCGCAGGAGGAGGCCCUGCUACAGGGGCGGGGCCCGUUUGCAGCGGCCAUCGCCGGAGCCGUGAAGGACCGCGAGCGCCGGCUGGAGGAGCGCCGCAAGUCCACCGUCUUCCUGUCGGUGGGCACCAUGGAAGGCAGCGGCGCCCCCACGGAACCCUCGCCCUCGGCCGACGUGCCCUCGCUCAUCACGUCGCGGUCCGUGGACGAGCGCAUGCUGACCCGCGAGCAGGUCCCCUUGCCCCCACCGCCGCCCUCCCUAGCCCUGCGGCCUGGCACCCAGGGGGGCACCACCUUCAUCCACCCGCUCACGGGCAAACCCCUGGACCCAAACUCCCCACUCGCCCUUGCGCUGGCCGCAAGGGAGCGGGCGCUCAGCUCGCAGGUGCAGUCCCCCUCCAGCAGCCCCGAGCCAAGGACUACGCACGAGCCGGCGCAACAGCAGGGGGCGCUCUUCCACCCCGAGCACGCACACACCAAAGAGAGCGAGCGCUCGGCCGGGCUCGGGGUCGGGGUCAGUGUCGGAGGCAGGGCGGGGGGCCGCGAUUCGCCCUCGUCCUUCUUCCCCACGCCUGCUAAGGUGCAGUGGGCGUCGCCCACCUCGCUGCGGCGGGAGAUGGAGGCAAGGCCUCUGGUAGAGCAGGACAAGCGGAGCAUGCUCAUCAGCGUCAUGGACACGUCGCAGCAGAAGACCGCCGGCCUCGUCAUGGUCCAUGCCACCAGCAACGGGCAGUCUGCCUCCUUGGGCGCCGACGGAACGCCCACACCCACGUCCACCCGAGCCUCGCCAACCGAACCAAAAGCCGCCGCCGGUCCAGACGCCCCAACUACUACCCCUACUGCUGGCACCCCCCCACCCACCCCCACCCCCACCCCCACCCCAACUUCUGCCCAGCAGCGGCCCCCGAGCCCGGGCCAGGACAAGACGCUGGCCCAGGGCAGCUCUGAGGAGGACGUGGAAACAUACGGCAACGUGGCGCUGCCGGCGGCCAUGCUGUCGUCCAGCGACGAGGAGACCCGCGAGGAGCUGCGCAAGAUCGGCGUGGUUCCCCCACCUGACGAGUUUGCCAACGGCCUUCUGGGUAAAGGCCAGCUGCCGGCACCCACAUCCGCCCCUGGUACUUUCCCCACCGCCGCCCCAGCCACCACCACCACCACGACUACGGCCUCCGUUGCCACCACGUCGCCGACCACCACCAAACCUCCCAGCACCCUGACCCUGACGCCCUCCCCGACCCCCAGCCCCAGCGGCGGCGCCCCGUCUGUCUCAGGGAAGCCCCCCUCGGAGGGAGCGCUGCAGCUGGGUGGCGACGUGUCGGCGGCGGACUCGGGCGUGGAGGAGGUGGACACGCGCAGCUCCAGCGACCACCACCUGGAGACUACCAGCACCAUCUCCACCGUCUCCAGCAUGUCCACGCUGUCCUCGGAGAGCGGCGAGCCCACCGACACCACCUACAGCUCGCACGCCGACGGGCACACCUUCGUGCUGGACAAGCCGCCAGUGCCUCCCAAGCCAAAGCUCAAGUCGCAGCUCAGCAAGGGGCCCGUCACCUUCCGGGACCCGCUGCUCAAGCAGUCCUCCGACAGCGAGCUGCUGUCCCAUCAGCAGGCCGCCGCGCUGGCCUCCCACGCUGCCGCCGCCACCCACGGCUCCACCUCCUCUUCCGGCCUGGGCCUGGGGCUCGGCCUGGGGCUGGCGUCCGCGUCCGGUCUGUCCGGGUCGGGUCCCGGUCUGGGCCCUGGCCGGCCCCGCUACCUGUUCCAGAGGCGCUCCAAGCUGUGGGGGGACGGUGGCGGCGCGGGGGUCGGUGUCGGGGUCGGCAUGGGGAUGGGGAUGGGGCUGGGCGGCAGUCUCAGCCCGGAGGAAGGGAAGCCCACUGUGAUCAGCGAGCUCAGCUCGCGCCUGCAGCAGCUCAACAAGGACACGCGCUCGCUGGGCGAGGAGCCGCUGGGGGGGCCCGUGGGGGCCCUGGACCCCGGCAGGAAGUCGCCCGUCGCUGGCGCCAGACUCUUCAGCAGCUUAGGUGAGCUCCACACCAUUUCCCAGCGCAGCUACGGCACCACCUACACCAUCCGACCGGGCAGCCGCUACCCGGUAACCCGCCGCGCCCCCAGCCCCGGAGGCGGGGGCUCCCCGGACCGCUCCGACCCCCUGGGCGCCCUGCGGGGGUACGGCCUGGCCUCCUCGCCCCCGCCGCCCUCGGCCUCCUCCUCCUCCUCCUCCCCCGCCACCAUCCUGAAGUCCUCCAGCCUGUCGCUGCCGCCCGAGUCCAAGGAGGUGCGCUUCGUGAUGCGCAGCGCCAGCGCCCGCAGUCGCUCCCCGUCCCCGGCGGCCACCCCGCCCCAGGGCACGCCCGGCCUGGGCUCGCCGCUGCUGGCCCUGCGGCCCUUCCACCAGAAGCCGCUGCACCUCUGGAACAAGUACGACGUGGGCGACUGGCUGGAGAGCAUCAACCUGGGCGAGCACCGGCAGCGCUUCCAGGAGCACGAGAUCGAGGGCUCGCACCUGCCCGCGCUCACCAAGGACGACUUCGCCGAGCUGGGCGUCACGCGCGUCGGCCACCGCAUGAACAUCGAGCGGGCGCUCAGGCAGCUGCUGGAGAGUUGACACCCCCCCCUUGGACACCACCACCUUCCCUACCUUCAGAAUCACAGACCUCUCCACCCGCGACUCGCCCCCCUCACAUGCUCAGAAAUCACACACACACAAACACACACACACACAUACAGUCCCAACUCAGCCCACGAGUUACUCACCUGUUGUCAUUGGCUGAUUUUUAUUUCUUUUUUUCUGUUGUCGUCUUCUUUUCUAGCCCCUCCUCCAUUUCUGGCCAUCAGCCAAUCAGAGAGAGUUUCCCUGACUGGAUGUUGCAUGAAAAUAAGAGUGUUAUGGUAACAGCAGCUGAUGUUACUGCAUCGGAUACUGUAGCUUAGCAUCAUACACACUGGCUUUUAUCCUUCUCUUAUCUAUCUAUCUAUCUAUCUAUCUAUCUAUCUAUCUAUCUAUCUAUCUAUCUAUCUAUCUA
Molecule: messenger RNA, 6421 nt
Organism: Engraulis encrasicolus (European anchovy)
Lineage: Eukaryota; Metazoa; Chordata; Actinopteri; Clupeiformes; Engraulidae
Gene: shank3a
Product: SH3 and multiple ankyrin repeat domains 3a
Exons: 28
Coding region: 34-6003 (1989 amino acids)
Cellular component (GO): dendritic spine; postsynaptic membrane; postsynaptic density
Molecular function (GO): ionotropic glutamate receptor binding; synaptic receptor adaptor activity
Source: RefSeq, a predicted model, not a curated record